Molecule: messenger RNA, 3340 nt
Organism: Cygnus atratus (black swan)
Lineage: Eukaryota; Metazoa; Chordata; Aves; Anseriformes; Anatidae
Gene: NDEL1
Product: nudE neurodevelopment protein 1 like 1
Exons: 10
Coding region: 609-1619 (336 amino acids)
Biological process (GO): microtubule nucleation; vesicle transport along microtubule; cell migration
Cellular component (GO): kinetochore; kinesin complex; centrosome
Molecular function (GO): microtubule binding
Source: RefSeq, a predicted model, not a curated record
AGCGGGCCCUGGGGCAGCCCCGUAACGGAGCCGGGGCACGGGGCGCGUCCUCGCCGUGCCCCCGGGGGCCUCGCGCUCCCAGCCGCCGCCUGGCUCGUUGCUCUGGCAGAAACGGCCCGGGCUGCCCGGCGGGUCCUCGCCUCGGGGAGGUCUCCGUCAGGCGUUUUCCAGUCAGUGAGCCUCCCUCCCGCAGCGCGGCCUGCCCCGAGCUGUACCGACACGAGCAGCACCCCCCCCCCGCCCCGCUCUCCCCGGGGUUUGAUGGGGCUGACCCAAAUCGCGGCAGACGUGCCGGGAAGGCCGAGGCUGACGCGAGGGAGAACACGGCACCGGGGCCGGGCGCUGGGUUCAGUGCCUUCCCGCGAGCGUCUCCCCGUAUUAGCGAGGCGGAGAGCUGCCCGCACCCGCGCAGCUUCCCUCGGUGCUCUCCCCGGGCUGCGCUCGGUGACUCAGGGCUCCGCCGCGCCCUCUGAAACUGCCCGGGCUUGGUCGCGAGGGCAGAGAGCUGCUUUAUGGGCCCGUGGAGCUCAAAGUGGGGGUUAAAUAAGUGAAAUGGCACAGCUCCUUGGAUAUUCAAGCAAUUUUUCCCUUGGCAUAAAAAUUCCUGGAUGCCACAGGGGGACGUACUGAUCAUGGACAGUGAAGAAAUCCCAACUUUUUCAAGUCCAAAGGAGGAAACCGCGUAUUGGAAAGAGCUUUCCUUGAAGUACAAGCAAAGCUUCCAGGAAGCUCGCGAAGAGCUGGCUGAAUUUCAGGAGGGAAGCAGAGAAUUAGAGGCUGAGUUGGAGGCACAGCUAGUGCAAGCUGAGCAGAGGAAUAGGGAUUUGCAAGCAGAUAACCAAAGACUGAAAUAUGAAGUGGAAACAUUAAAGGAGAAACUGGAGCACCAGUAUGCACAAAGCUACAAGCAAGUGUCGUUGUUAGAGGAUGACCUGAGCCAGACAAGAGCCAUUAAAGAUCAGCUACAUAAGUAUGUGAGGGAGCUGGAACAGGCCAACGAUGACUUGGAACGUGCAAAGAGGGCAACAAUAGUUUCAUUGGAGGACUUUGAACAAAGGCUGAACCAGGCCAUUGAGAGAAAUGCGUUUUUAGAAAGUGAACUGGAUGACAAGGAAUCAUUGCUAGUUUCUGUACAGAGAUUAAAGGAUGAAGCAAGAGACUUAAGGCAAGAGCUCGCGGUACGGGAAAGGCAACAAGAAGUCACCCGAAAGUCUGCACCUAGUUCUCCGACUCUAGACUGUGAAAAGAUGGAUUCAGCUGUCCAGGCGUCUCUCUCCUUGCCAGCUACACCUGUUGGAAAAGGAUCAGAAAAUAGUUUUCCUUCCCCAAAAGCUAUUCCAAACGGAUUUGGUACCAGCCCUCUUACUCCUUCAGCUAGAAUAUCUGCACUCAACAUUGUGGGAGAUCUCUUACGGAAAGUGGGGGCCUUAGAAUCCAAAUUAGCUGCUUGCAGAAAUUUUGCAAAGGACCAGGCAUCACGGAAAUCCUAUAUUUCAGGGAACGUUAACAGCAGCAUGAUAAACAGCAAUGGUGCAAAGUACCCUCAUCCAGGACAUACUUCCUUCUUUGACAAAGGGCGUGAAAAGGUCAUAUUCCCCACCUUGGUCAUGGGGCAGUAAAUGGCUUUGAUCAAGGUUCCCCUGGACUGGGAGCCUCCAGACCUUCAUCGGCACCUGGCAUGCUCCCCCUGAGCGUAUGAGUCAGCGCGAGGUGGUGUUUGGACUUGCAGAUGCUUUUCUCAGCCCACCAAGAGACGAACUGCUUCAGUUUCCUCCCCAUUCCCACCCCGCUGGAACACGACCUGCCCCGUGGUGUGCAGCAGUCCCUGCCUGGCUGCUGCUGGAGGAGGCCCUGUGCUCACAGCCCCCCGUGUCUUGUUAAUAGUUAACUUUCUCCUGUUGCUGUAGUGGACAUGUUCUGACUUGGCCCCACGCCGCGUCGCACAAGCUGAGCCACGUAGUGCUCUGUUUCAGGGGCUGCAAAACCUUGGCCAGGUGCUCCUUGCCCUGUCACUUUAUCUCUUCUCUAACUUAGGUUUGGUCUAACAAAAACAUUCGCUGCUUUUCUUAAAGGCCACACUUCUCGCUGCCUGUCUCCUCCAUGAUCCUGCCACUUAACCACGCAGCUGCUCUCCUCCCCAGCAGGCUCAAACUCCUCAAAGCAGACACGGGGUAAGGUGAGGGAGGUGGCAAGACAUUUGCAGCUGGGGAUCAGGUCCGGGUCUGUAACUGAGUUACUGUAGAUUAAUAAAUAACGGCUGUGCAGGGUGCAGCUGGUGGGUGUCUGUCUCCGGCCUUCCCCCGGCGCUGGAAGGGGAGGACAAGAGCAGCUGCAGCCCUGCCUGUGCAGCCCCAGCAGCGGGGGGCUGGGCCUCGGCUGGGGCUGGGCUGUGCAGGGGAGCAAGGAGAGGGGUGGCAGCAGCGCUAGGGGCACCCAGCCCAGGCCCAGCACCUGUCAGGCACUGUCACAGCCCUGAGCCCAAUCCGGCAGCGGGAAUGGGGCUGGAGCCUUGGCACAGGAGCUGUGGCAGGUCAGCAACGUGCGGCUGCUGUCAUGAGUUGAGGUCUGCGGGGUGCCUGCACCCCAAUGCCCCCAGCCCCGGGAAGCCACCCUCCGCAACGAGCCUUCCCCGCCUCUCCGCACCGAGACGCUGAGCUCGUUAGGAAGCCACUAAGCCAAUGGGCCACACUGCCCAUGCCAUGCCCCCUCCCAGGACCCCAUAACCAUCAAAACCAUGUUCAGAUCUGUGUAAUAUAUGACUGGAUUUUACAGUGUCACCUGCAGGCUUCUGUGACAGUUUUGGGCGACUGUGUACCUUGUGGGUCUUUCAAGCAGUGUAUUUGUGCGAGUUCUCUGUCUAUGUGCCUCAGAGUUGGUGGAUUUCAAAAUGAACCAGCAAGCCCAGCUGGGGUUUGAUCAGUAGGUUAAAAAGAUCUUCUUCCCAGUUUGGUCCAUCACAUUCCGUUGGCUCUGCAGCUCUACAUUGGUUUAGUUACAAGCGCUGAGAAAAAAAACAUUGCCCCCAGCAGAAGGGCGGUGGGAACAUCACCCCUUGCUGUUAGGGCUUGUAUGAUCCUCCUUUCCUGUGCAUCCUCUGCUGCAUUUGACUGUUUACAUUUGUUUUAUUGUACAUAGGUUUGUAAACAUAAUACCUUUGCCUAAGAUCUUUGUACAUAACUUGGGCUUUGUAGCUUUAUUUAUUCAAAAUCUAUAUGGCAUGUUUCAAUAGGACAGUGUACCAUACCACCAAGGUGACACAGAUAUUGAUGCAGUUUACAAACAGCAAAAUGACUAAGCUGAGCAAGUAAUCUUCCAAAAAUAAAGUUCUUUUAAUGUGGAA